Messenger RNA from Corticium candelabrum, 540 nucleotides. Its product is annotated as synaptogyrin-1-like. NCBI's taxonomy places the organism in Eukaryota, Metazoa, Porifera, Homoscleromorpha, Homosclerophorida, Plakinidae. Gene Ontology annotation, cellular component: neuromuscular junction; synaptic vesicle membrane. The transcript is spliced from 3 exons. Bases 1 to 540 code for a protein of 179 amino acids. The record is from RefSeq and is a predicted model, not a curated record.
AUGGCUGAUGAAACCAGAACUGGUAGCAGUGGCAAGCUGAUGGUUUGCGCCCGAAUUGGACUGAGAGCUCUAGCAUUGCUUUUUGGUAUUGUUGUCAUGGGAGUAAUAGCAGACAAGUUAAAAGAGUCUCCUCGUGCUUGCAUUUUUGGACUGAAAAUCGGAGAAAAUAAGGGUGAUGUAAAUGCUUGUAACUACGGCAUUGCAAUGGGAGCCCUCACUCUCCUUUUUGUGAUCGUCUACAUCACACUCGACGUUCUUCUCUAUUUCUGUGAAGUGGGAAGUGCGGUCGUAAAGAAAUUUUACACCAUUAGUGAUUUGGUGCUUUCGGGGCUUCUUGCGUUUUUGUGGAUAGUUGGAUUUAUCUACUUGUUAGACAAAUGGGUUGAAGCAGAACCCAAAGAUAAAGAAUAUUAUGGAUACAAAAUUAACGAUUUAGCAGCAGAAGCAGGAGCAGCAAUUGCCUUUUCUUUGAUGAGCGGAGUUGUUUGGAUUGUUUUGGCUAUUAUGGCUGGUAUUCGUCUAAAGAAAGCUCUAGCCUAA